GCGCGCACCUUAGCGCAAACCAGGCAUAUUCUUUCUCGCAAUGAAUCGGGUCUUUGGACCAUAGGGCAAACCGGCAAAUCCCAAUCGUUGUGUACAUAUAUGUAUAUAGCAUCCCAUACAUACAGAUACAUAUAUAUAUAUACACCGUCAUCGGAAUCCGUUCGCGUUCUCACUUCCGGCCGCCCGGCCAGUUCGAUUUCGACAUCGAUCACCUCUCGGUGAGGUAUCGAAACCCUUUAGAUAUGUACAUGCGCCUGUUUGGUAAGGACUGUAUUGGAAGGAGAUGAGGCUGGGAUAUAGUCAUGUACCUAAAAUAGGUACAAUGGUAGAGCGGAAAGUUCCUUCUUUGGUUGAUCUGUGUAUUCAGACUGCUGUAGAUAAUGUUAGGUAUAUUGGGAAUGUUGGGGAAACAGAUACACAUCUUCUCCAGUGCUUUUUACCCCACUGCACAGUUGAACAGCUGAUGCACAUCGAGGAUUCAACGGAGGGAAGGGAUCUUAGUCCGGUAACUGAUGAAUUGUGGAAGAAUUUCUAUGAGUCAGAGUUUGGUUCUAAGAGCACCAAUCUUGUCAUUGAGAGGAUGAAACAAAGGAAAGUCUCAUUUAAGUGGAGAAAAUUGUAUGAGGCAAAGUUGAAGGAUUUAGAGAAGGCUCAACAAAGAUCAUUUGAUAGAAUUAAGGAACUAUACAAAAAAGAAAAUGCUCGUAAACAAAGUCGGCAGGUUCGCAUUUGCACAAAAGUCCCUCCUUCAAGCAGUAAAAGAAGCUUUUAUGGAGGACCUGGCGGCAGUAUUGCCAACACAAAGAGCAACAUUAUGAAGAAGGCAAAAUUAGAGUUCCUUAACAGUACUGAGAUGAAAAAUUUAGCAGCUAUGAAGAAAAAUACCUUGCAGAAGAGUCAUAGCAUCUCUUCCAUAAGGAAGCCAGGUGGUGUUACUGGGACAGCUUCUUCAACUUCCAACCAUGUGAAGCGGCCAUAGAAGAGAAUUUUAGAGGGCCUUGCAGGUACUAGCCAGAGAAACAAUGUAGACGCCCUGCCUGCGUGUGCCAAAUAAUCCUAAAGCUUCAGCUGGAAUACAAUGGCACUUCUGGGUCAGUUUGCUUGCCGAAGUCAGUGAAAGCUCCCUCCCAUAUUUUUUCUCUCUUUUCUUUUAACAUUACAUGAAGGAUUGGGUUUUAUUUGGUUCUCCUGUAUCAAAAUGACAUCUGAAUCAGCAACAGAUCCCCGGCUUCGGCGUCGAUGAUGAUAGCUAUAUAGCUAAUCUAAAACUUUUUAAUC
Diospyros lotus (date-plum) is the source of this 1278-nucleotide messenger RNA. RefSeq lists its product as uncharacterized. The transcript has 8 exons. The coding region runs from base 284 to 979 and encodes 231 amino acids. Gene Ontology annotation, biological process: transcription elongation by RNA polymerase II. NCBI's taxonomy places the organism in Eukaryota, Viridiplantae, Streptophyta, Magnoliopsida, Ericales, Ebenaceae. Gene Ontology annotation, cellular component: elongin complex; nucleus. The record is from RefSeq and is a predicted model, not a curated record.